Diuraphis noxia (Russian wheat aphid) is the source of this 2518-nucleotide messenger RNA. RefSeq lists its product as uncharacterized. Lineage: Eukaryota; Metazoa; Arthropoda; Insecta; Hemiptera; Aphididae. Gene Ontology annotation, molecular function: DNA binding; protein binding. Gene Ontology annotation, cellular component: nucleus. Gene Ontology annotation, biological process: regulation of transcription by RNA polymerase II. The record is from RefSeq and is a predicted model, not a curated record.
CGCUGCUCGCCGAAAGAGAGUUGCAUUUAUUCGGGCGCACCCUGUCGCCGGCGUUACAACCACCGCACUGCACACGCACGUCGCUCGCACACACCAACACACGUCACGCACACCGACAGUCGGCCCGGAGUCGAAGACACGACCGAUACGCGUAUACGGCCCCCGCCGCGAACGUCUUGCGACUCUCUCUUUCUAUCUUUCACCACUUUCGUCGCUGUUGUUAAACGUAUUUUAUAUUUUAAUCGUAUUUAUUAUAACAAUAUCAUAGACAAUUUUUAUUUAACUAGAUAAUAUAAUUUAUUAUUUUUUUUUCUCUUAUAUUAUUCUACUAAAACACUAAAACGAGAAAGAAAAAAAGUUGUUGAUGUAUAAAAAUUAUAUGUCAUAAAAGUUGUUCGUUUUUUUUUUUUCAAUUUUUUAAAGUUUAUCGUCGACUUAUUUAGUAUAAUAUUUCGUUUGUGUACACAAUUCGCGUCGAAUCGUCUGCUCGGGAGUGUGCUGGAUGGGAAAUCUGCAGUGGUCUUCSGGCUGACCCAGGAAAUGUAUCCUGGUUUUUGAAAAUUCAAAUUGAUGAACAGACACUAAAUUAUAUUUUAUCAAAAUGACUAACAACCAUUUGAAUACGAUUUCUGGACAAGAUCAACAGUACUGUUUGCGAUGGAACAAUCAUCAGACAAAUCUAACAAAUGUAUUUGUUCAAUUAUUUCAAUCUGAAGAAUUUACCGAUACUACRCUGUUUUGUGAGGGUGGACCACCUGUCAAAUGUCAUAAAAUGGUAUUGGCUGCAUGUUCGUCAUACUUUCAGUCAGUAUUUGCUGAGGUACCUGGUAAACAUUCUGCAGUUGUACUGAAAGAUGUUGGCCAUUCUGAAAUGAAAGCCAUACUUGACUAUAUGUACAAAGGUGAAGUGAAUAUUGCUCAUGAUCAAUUAGCCGCUUUGCUUAAGGUCGCUGAAAUGCUUAAAGUUAAAGGACUCGUUCAAGACAAUACAUAUCAACCACAAAGUGCAACUCCUGCCGUUGACGAAGACCGAAAUAUAAUAAGUACUUCGUCUCCAAAUCACGUAUCACCUGAUGGAAAUACGAGCGCAUCCAAAGAUCUCGCCAUCAAUAUUAACAAUAAUAAUGAGCACAAUGAUUCACCUCCGCAUAGUACUGGUAUUACCCAUCAAUCACCAUUUUACAACAAAAACUAUUAUGGGAAAUCACCACCAUUAGUUGACCAUAGACCUGGAAGAAGUAACGUUCCAAUGUGGCCAAUGCCUACCAUGCAGUUGUCUUCAACACCAGUGACAAAUGCAAUGUUUGGUGGAAGUUAUGAUGCUAUGGUUGCAGGACAUCCGGGAAUGUCACCAUUGCGACGCAAGAAAUUAUCUAGCAUGUURAUGGGUCGAGAUACACCUAUAUUGAGAACUGUGCUUGGACAGGGACAAGCUGAUUCCUCACAACAACUUGCUCUGCCAUUAUAUGGUUCUGAAGCAAUGGAACAUYAUAGACCACAGUCGAAUGGAUCUGAAAAUAGCAGCCAAUUUUCAAAGAUUAAAAUUGAAGGAUCAGAACCUCAUUCUCCAUAUCCUCCUGAUAUGUCAAUGAAUGAUGAUGAAGAAAUUAUAAGGAUGGGAAAAAUGAAUAAUUCAUCCUCACCUCAAUCAAUGUAUGGCGAUUCAAAAAGUGGUAUUGUAACUCCAGGAAUUGCAACUUAUGUCCCAUCUCAUAAGCCUGAGUGGAAAAGAUACAAACAGUAUACACGGCAAGAUAUUAUGUCUGCAAUAGAUGCUGUUCGAACUGGCAUGAGUGCAUUACAAGCUUCUCGAAAGUUUGGAGUUCCGUCUCGUACUCUUUAUGAUAAAGUGAAGAAACUGGGUAUAACCACAAGCCGUCCAUUUCGUAGAUCAGGAGUAAACAAUGGCAAUCUCGGCUUCGCGUAUGGAUUAGGUCCAGGUACUAGYAGUGUUAUGUUCUCAGGACAAAUGUCCGGAGCUGAAGAUGAAUCGGGUCAUUCUACAGCCAUGGAACAUGCAACUGCUGGUUUCUUACAUCAUGCUCUUGGAUUAUCUGGAGUGCCUAUAAAAUCAGAUCAYGAAACUUCUAACAAUGGGCAUUCACCUCGUUCAGAUAGAAUGGAUGAUGGAGGCUCUCCUUGUAGCCCAGAACUGAUCAAAUAUGCUGGACACAGAGAAGACACACAAUCACCAACUCCGACAGAYAAUGAUGACCAAGCACAAGAUUUAUCAGUUUCUCGUAAAUCUGAGUCAUCAAUGCAAGCAACACCUACAUCUAGAGUUAUUAUGGCGCCUAUUAGUCAAACGCCCUCUGUACCUAUGUUAGCCGCUGGUAACGAUGAUAGGGACUGAAAUGGUGGUUUACAUUGGAUGGGCAGUAUGUGCAAUCCGAAUUCAAUAAUUGAAUUUAACUGAAACCCAAAUCUUAGGUAUAGGCUAUUUGAAGUCAAACCUAUUUUAGCUUUAGUAAUGUCAUUUUAAAAUUUGCGUUAAAGACAUACCAGGGUUAAUUGGUGC